UGUUAGAGAACAACGAUGAUUGAUUAAAGCAUGAUGGGACACAACAGGAACAGACUCUCUGUAUCAAAUUGAGUAAGUUGUAAACACAAAAAGAAUAUGACCCUGUUUUCCACGAUUUUGGCUUCAACGUUCGACGGCAGUGCAGCUGACGCAUGGGGUAGCGUUGACAGCCUCGCAAGCAGCCUGCAGAAAAGAUACAGUGGAGCUACAGUUUGUGACGACUCCUCUUAUUCUCGUGAGAGUGCAGCGUCAUCUUUCAUCUCAGCACGACGUCGAGGACCUAAAGUACUCACUGCAUUUUGUUGUAAGCUGCCGGACGGAAAGUGUUGCGACGCCAAAGGUGAGACAGACACGUGCUCAGGGCAGCUUCUUUCACAAGCCUGUCCGUCUGCUGGUAAGUGCAGCCAAGGAAGUGAAGGGGAAUGUCCUAAGGAAGGAUGAUCAUCAUUUGAUGCUUGACAGUAGCACUUCAAU
Messenger RNA from Amoebophrya sp. A25, 474 nucleotides. NCBI's taxonomy places the organism in Eukaryota, Dinophyceae, Syndiniales, Amoebophryaceae. The record is from the annotation of a GenBank genome assembly.